UUUGGGAGGUGCCAUGGUCCUAGCUUGUUCACUGUUGUGAUGAUGGCCUCCAUUACCAGCCCCUGUGCUCUGUAUUGUGGGUCUGUGCCCCUCGUGAGGCUCUUCCCACCAUUUGAUGGAGGAGCAAUUGAGCGGUGCUCGUACAUCAAGUACCACUACUCCUCAGCCACCAUCCCCAAGAACCUUACCUACAACAUCACCAAGACGAUCCGCCAGGAUGAAUGGCACGCCUUGCUGAAAUGCUCUGUACGUGAGCACAUUCUCAUGCUGCUGCUGAGUUUCCUGCUUCCAGGAGAAUUCAUUGCUGGCUUUUAUUGUAGACUGUGCCCUGCUGCCAGCAGCUCCUGUGUGAGUGUAAUAUCACUCUUUUUUGAAGAUCUCAAAAGAGAAUCGCUGCACCCUUUAAGGCACAAGGAAGGAGUUCAGCCCUCAGUGAUAAUUGUAGCCAGUGGUCACCAACUUGUAAUGCUUGCUGAAGUGACAAGACCUGACAGGAAUGGAAUUGCCUUGGGAUGUAUUGGCUGACCUUAAAUCUUGUCUCUUUCUCAUCUUGGAGAAGGAAAAGUGUUUUUGCUGAUAAAAUGCAAGAGGUAGAAUUUCACAAGGAGGGAUUUCACUGUGACUUCUCUUGUUACUACAUAAUCAUGGGGACCAAUGAAUGUCCUGAGAGGCUCUAUAUUGGUGGAAGCAGUUAAAUCUCCUUGAAGGUGCCAAGGGUUGAGGCAAUACUGAUUCUGCCUGACAACCUUAAAAGGUGAUUGUGAGCUUCUACUCUGUCAGUUUGAGAACUGUGCCCAUGGUGUUCCCAUGGCUUUCAGGAUGUUUCACUUCCCCCUUGUGUGGCUCUUGCUUUGAGAGGGUCCUUUUAAGCUCUGACAGAGAAAGUGCAAUAUUAUAAUUGAUUUCCUCUCAAGACCCUCCUUUUAGGGUCUUGCUAAAUGCUUAUUUUUUUUUUUAAUGUCUUUGUGGAUAAAUACAUAUUUCUAUUGUGACAUGACAGAGAAAAGGAAUAACUGAAGUUAUGCCUCUCAGCAGAUUGUAAGAGGUUGGUCUUGCAAAAUACUCUGCUAUGCUAAUUUGUCCCUGAAAUCAGAAGAUCAGAAAGUUUAGUUUGCUUCAGGUUUUCUCCUACCACCUGUCUUUUCAGUUGGUGCUAAUUUUAUGUUAACAUAAAAUGUAACAAUGUUCAUCUAUGGGAAAUAAAAGAAGUGCAUCCACCACCCAAGACGUCUUCUGUUAGGGCUCAUAGGGCAGCAGGAAGGGGCUUUGGUUUAUACUUUUUUGUGUAUGUGUAGUUUUGCCACUGUUGUAACAAGGACUUUUCUGCAACCAUCUACUGGGAAUCUCCCUGUUCAAAAAUUAUUUCCUAAAAUUAAUCUUUAUCUCAGCAAUGGCUCAUAUCAUAUAAAGGGUUUCAACACUGGUCAAUCUGACAUUUCCAAGUCAACCUGGCCAUUAUUUUGCUCUGAAUAUUUUUCUGUUUCUUUUAGUGAAUGUUGAGACAAGCAGCAAAAGAAGGGCCCAGGCCUGGCUAUCUUCUUUCUUUUGACAUGGAUUAUUUUAGCAUGAU
Messenger RNA from Parus major (Great Tit), 1570 nucleotides. Its product is annotated as transmembrane protein 178B-like. The coding region runs from base 40 to 525 and encodes 161 amino acids. Gene Ontology annotation, cellular component: membrane. Lineage: Eukaryota; Metazoa; Chordata; Aves; Passeriformes; Paridae. The transcript has 3 exons. The record is from RefSeq and is a predicted model, not a curated record.